AUGGAAAGUUACACAUACCCUCUUAACUACUCCUUUGUGGAUGUUAACCAACCUGCGGUAUACGACCCAAGUAACCAAAAUCUUCAGUUUCAAUAUCAAUACCAACCUAAUUCUUCACUCUGGGACCCUUCGAAUAUGGUUUUCAUGCAAUCUCCAGCUGCCACUUCUAUGAAUGAAGACCACUUCCAACAAUCCCCAGUUUAUCUUUUGGCUCAACCAAACAUUUAUGCUCAACAGCCAGGAAAUUUCGCUCCCAAUAAAACUGGCUUCGGUAUGGCUAGUGCAUCAUUCUCAGAGCCAAUCUCUUCUAAAAGUUCUGUGUCUUCUGCUUCAUCCACAUCACAAUUAUCUUACGCUCAAGCACCGGCUGCCAUUGGUAAUGGGUACCUCCAACCACAACAAGACAAUGUUUCUCCACAACAGAUUAUUGACUAUGGUUACAACUCUUUCAGUAACAGAUCUUCUCCUAUUUAUUCUUCUUUUUUCUCUAAUACUGAGCCAAUCUCACCGACUACCAUGACUUCAGAUUUCCAUAGCUCAGUCGCUCCUCAAUCCACAGCAUCUAUUUCCGACUCUGCUUCUGGACCAAUUGAGUUCAACACCAACUUGUAUCACAAGGAACCAUCGGGAUCUGCUGGUCUUGUAAAUGAUGCUGACAAAUCAUUGGGGUCAAAAUUGGCCAAGAACGGCAAGUUUGUCAGAAAAAACAGUGUCUAUGGAGAGUCAUUCAGAGGGCGCAGUGCUUCUUACCCAUCAAUCAAGAUCCCAUUAUUGGCUUCUAAUUCUAACAACUUGAGUGCCAAGAAACCCUCGAACCGUACCACCCAGCCAGGGCCAAUUCCAGCGUCACAACCAAAAUUAUCUUUUGACCAAGAGUCCGGCAGAGAGUUGGUCACCUUUUCUUAUUCCAAGCACAAGAUUAUCACUCAAUGGGUGGUAAAAUGCCCAAGACCUGAUGAAAAAGAGGCUAUUCUCAAACAGUUGGAUCCAGAAUUCCUCAAAAAUAACUGUAUCUACAAAAGAGCUAUCACUGAUAAUCUUGAAAACAAGGGAAGCAGACAAAAGUACGAGAAGAGCUGCAAUGAGUUGGGAUGGCAAUUGUGUUUCUUAAACCCGGAAUUGAGAAAUUCCAAAGGCUUAUUACAAAGAGCUGUGGACUCUUGGAGAAACACAAGAGCCGAUGAGAAAGUGAGAAGCAGAAGAGUCAGAAAACAGAGUAAAGUUUCCAAAUAA
This is a messenger RNA of Saccharomycopsis crataegensis, 1233 nucleotides long. RefSeq lists its product as uncharacterized. NCBI's taxonomy places the organism in Eukaryota, Fungi, Ascomycota, Saccharomycetes, Ascoideales, Saccharomycopsidaceae. The coding region runs from base 1 to 1233 and encodes 410 amino acids. The transcript has a single exon. The record is from RefSeq and is a predicted model, not a curated record.